GCCGCAGCGAGUCCCCCCCUCGCCGUGCGCGGUGGGAGCGCCCGGAGCCGCCCGGCGGGGCGGGCGCUGUGGCGGGCGCGCAGCGAUGGCGGCGGCCGAGGUGGCGCGGCAGGGUGAAGGCUGUCGUACUGUCCCGCUUUCCGGACACGUAGGAUUUGACAGUUUGCCUGACCAGCUGGUUAAUAAGUCAGUUAAUCAUGGGUUUUGUUUCAACAUCCUGUGUGUGGGGGAAACUGGCCUCGGGAAGUCCACUCUCAUGGACACACUUUUCAACACCAAGUUUGAAGGUGACCCAGCAUCUCACUCACAGCCUGGGGUCCAGCUGAAAUCCAAUACCUAUGACCUGCAGGAGAGCAAUGUCAACCUCAAAUUGACUAUUGUCAGCACAGUUGGCUUUGGGGAUCAAAUCAACAAAGAGGACAGCUAUAAGCCCAUUGUCGAGUUCAUUGAUGCUCAGUUUGAAGCCUACUUGCAGGAAGAACUGAAGAUAAAGAGGGUCUUGCACAACUACCAUGACACCCGAAUCCAUGCUUGCUUGUACUUCAUUGCUCCGACAGGCCACUCACUGAAAUCCCUAGACCUGGUGACAAUGAAGAAGCUUGACAGCAAGGUGAACAUCAUUCCCAUCAUUGCCAAAUCUGAUGCCAUUUCCAAGAGUGAGCUGACCAAAUUUAAAAUCAAAAUCACAAGUGAACUGGUCAGUAACGGGGUUCAGAUCUACCAGUUCCCAACAGACGAUGAAUCAGUGGCAGAGAUAAAUGGGACAAUGAAUGCCCACUUGCCGUUUGCAGUGAUCGGGAGCACGGAGGAGCUGAAAAUAGGAAACAAAAUGAUGAAGGCUCGUCAGUACCCUUGGGGCACAGUGCAGGUGGAGAACGAGGCUCACUGUGACUUUGUGAAGCUGCGGGAGAUGCUGAUCCGUGUGAACAUGGAGGACCUUCGGGAGCAGACCCACACACGCCACUACGAGCUCUACAGGCGGUGUAAGCUGGAAGAGAUGGGAUUCAAGGACACUGAUCCAGACAGCAAACCCUUCAGCUUACAAGAAACUUAUGAAGCCAAAAGAAAUGAGUUUUUGGGGGAACUGCAGAAAAAGGAAGAGGCAAUGAGGCAAAUGUUUGUCCAGAGGGUCAAGGAAAAAGAAGCAGAGCUGAAGGAGGCUGAAAAAGAGCUGCACGAAAAGUUUGAUCGCCUGAAGAAGUUACAUCAGGAUGAAAAAAAGAAGCUGGAGGAUAAGAAGAAGUCUCUGGAUGAUGAAGUAAAUGCAUUUAAACAAAGGAAGACAGCAGCUGAAUUGCUCCAAUCUCAAGCUCAGCAGGCUGGAGGAUCCCAGACUCUUAAAAGAGAUAAGGAAAGAAAAAAUUAGCUGCUGUUUGGCUGCAUGGUGCAUGAGGCACAUUGUCCUGUUCGGGUUUCCUGUAGAGCCUUUCCCUUCACACCAGAAGCGAAUGCCCCCACAUUCGGUUAACCCGCAGCUCUCCCGUUGUGCCUGUCUGCUCCCCCUGCCUCCCUGCUCCCCUUCCCGCCCUCACCGCCUUGUUUUACAGCGAGAGGCCUCACCCCUGGCUCCUCGGGGCCGUGGGUGUUAUUGUGAAGAGCUCAGCCUGCCUGGAAGUGCCCAGAGGUGCUGGUUGCUGACACCUCUUCCCCUGGGCAGCCCAGCCCUGGCAGGGCCGAUGUCCCUCUCGGGGUGGUGUGGCAGGAGGGCACAGCAGCUCUGUGGGGUGGGACCUGCUGUCUGCCCAGCCUGGCUGCUCUUCCGCCUUCGUAAUUUGCUGUAGCUAACCCCUCAUUAUCCCCCCACCCCGUGCUGCCACAUGUGUCUCAGAUAAUUUUUAAGGACUUUUUGCAAAACUUGACAUCCUCACAGGCCAAACCUCUUAGUCCCCAGGCCUGGGGGGUUCUCAAACUUGGAUCCACGGUUUGCAACUAAGUGUUCUCUGAAUGCUGCAGGGGUCACGAAGGAUCUCUUGCCUUGUCUCCCUCUCAGUGUGCUGGCCUGGAUGCACAUCCUGGAUCCAACCUCAGGGAAAGCUGGACACCUUGCUGUACAUAUCAGUGUUUGUGAAGAAAGACGAUGAUGUUUCUUUGACUUUCUUCUCAGUGAUUCCAACAAUUACUGGUUUUAAUGCAAAAAGUAUUAGCUUUUUUUUCUUUUUUUUUUAAUUAGGCAUCUGUUUAGAAGUGAACAGAUGCUGGCAGGUUGCUUCUCAUAUUUUCUAUUCAGCAAAAGCCUUAUUUUACUGCAAGAUUUGCACUUUGAAAAGGAGGGUAUUUUGCUCACCGUGGCCAGGAGUUCACUCUGGCCAAGUGCAACUGUAGUUUGCCUGCAGGUGUCUUCUGUGUGUAUUUUCGGAUGAGUUUUGUUUUUAAAUAAAGACUUCAUCAGACAGUGAA
Molecule: messenger RNA, 2397 nt
Organism: Apus apus (common swift)
Lineage: Eukaryota; Metazoa; Chordata; Aves; Apodiformes; Apodidae
Gene: SEPTIN6
Product: septin 6
Exons: 11
Coding region: 86-1366 (426 amino acids)
Biological process (GO): cytoskeleton-dependent cytokinesis; cilium assembly
Cellular component (GO): microtubule cytoskeleton; cell division site; septin ring
Molecular function (GO): molecular adaptor activity; GTPase activity; GTP binding
Source: RefSeq, a predicted model, not a curated record